Molecule: messenger RNA, 696 nt
Organism: Prunus persica (peach)
Lineage: Eukaryota; Viridiplantae; Streptophyta; Magnoliopsida; Rosales; Rosaceae
Exons: 4
Coding region: 1-696 (231 amino acids)
Source: RefSeq, a predicted model, not a curated record
AUGCCGGAAGAAGUCAAAAAUAGCGUGCCGACAACCCGUAAACGAAUCCUACUUGAGGGACUAGCUGGUUCAGCCUGGUUUUUGGGAGAGCAAGUUGCAAUGCAAAGUUUAGGCACCACAGAACCUCAAGUACCCAAUAUUCCACCGAGGACAAUGCUUUCUGAUUAUAAGCUGACUGAUGAGUCAGAAGUCAGGGAAGCACUGAAUGGGUACCCCUCUUCGGAAUGGCUGGCAAAUUCAUCCGACUAUGCCCACUACAGAUAUGAGUACAUAAGGUACCGCCACUAUGAGGACUUACGUGAAGCGGAAGGACAAGAUCGAAAUCUCGAAGGGGCCAAUAUAAGGGUAGGAAACAUCUCUCCUCAGCCAUGGUCAGUGCGAAUACCAUGCUGGGCAGCUGAAAAUGGAAGUAAACUUGUGCGGAUACCUCGUGGGCAAGAUAGUCUUGAUCUACCAUUACCUGCUGGUGUGACACAUGUAACUGCUGAAGCUACAACCGAGAUUUUGGAGCUGAAUGCUGGGUUGAAUGCCGUACUAUUUUCAACUUCACUGGAAGCAAGCAUAGAGAUCAGGCGCCUACGGCAAGAGAUUGAGAUAUUGAAGAACACCUCGGGAACAACCAUUGCAAGUUCGGGUAUUGGUGAAGACGUCUUAGCUGAUGAUGCAGAACAUGUAAGUUUGUUACCUCCAUUGUAA